AAACCGUUGAAGGAAGCAGCAAAACCCUGAUCCUUCAUUGCAAAAACAAGGACGAGUAAGAAGAGUUCACUACCCUACUUGACGGCGCGUGCUGAAAUCGAACCAGCAGCAUCAACAAUGGAGGAAGUUUGCGAAGGCAAGGACUUCGCAUUCCCAAAGCAAGAAGACACCAUUCUCGAAUUCUGGACCCGAAUCGAUGCCUUCAAAACCCAGCUCUCCCUCACCAAGGACAUGCCGGAGUACAUCUUCUACGACGGCCCACCCUUCGCCACCGGCCUCCCUCACUACGGCCACAUCCUCGCCGGCACAAUCAAAGACAUCGUCACCCGCUACCAGUCCAUGACCGGCCACCACGUCACGCGCCGCUUCGGCUGGGACUGCCACGGCCUCCCCGUCGAGAACGAGAUCGACAAGAAGCUCGGAAUCAAGAAGCGUGAGGAUGUGCUCAAAUUAGGGAUCGGUAAUUACAACGAGGAGUGCCGCAGCAUCGUCACGCGAUACGUUUCUGAGUGGGAGGCUGUUAUCACGCGCACUGGUCGAUGGAUCGAUUUCAAGAAUGAUUACAAGACCAUGGACCUUAACUUCAUGGAGUCUGUUUGGUGGGUCUUUGCUCAGCUCUAUGCCAAAAACCUUGUCUAUAAAGGUUUCAAGGUCAUGCCUUAUAGCACCGGCUGCAAAACCCCGCUCUCGAAUUUCGAGGCUGGUCAGAAUUACAAGGACGUGUCUGAUCCUGAAGUGUAUAUGACGUUUCCAGUUGUGGGUGAUCCAGAUGGUGCAUCUUUUGUAGCUUGGACAACCACUCCAUGGACACUUCCUAGUAAUCUUGCUCUCUGUGUCAAUGCUAAUUUUACCUAUUUGAAGGUGCGGAAUAAGUAUUCUGGUAAAGUUUAUGUAGUUGCUGAAUCGCGGCUGUCUGUUCUCCAUAACCCUAAACCCAAAGAGGCUGUUGCGAAUAAUUCAGUUGACGCCCCUAAAAGUAAAAAUGCAAAGGUCAAGGGAUCUGCAGGUGGAAAGGCAGACAAUGUGUUGGAUUCUUUUGAAGUGUUGGAGAAAUUCUCAGGGGCUACAUUAGUGGGGAAGAAGUACGAACCAUUAUUUGAUUUCUUCAAAGAGUUAUCGGAUACGGCUUUUAGAGUUGUUUCCGACAAUUACGUCACGGAUGAUAGUGGUACUGGAAUUGUCCAUUGUGCCCCUGCUUUUGGUGAAGACGAUUUCCGUGUUUGCAUUGAAAAUCAAAUUAUUAGCAAGGAUAAUGUAACUGUAGCUGUUGAUGAUGAUGGCUGCUUUACUGACAAAAUUACUGACUUUAGUGGGAGCUAUAUCAAACAGGCUGACAAGGAUAUCAUUGAAGCAGUAAAGGCAAAGGGUAGGCUGGUUAAGUCUGGAGCUUUUACACAUUCUUAUCCAUACUGUUGGAGAUCUGAUACCCCUCUCAUCUACAGAGCUGUUCCAAGCUGGUUUGUCAGAGUGGAGUUGUUGAAAGAGCAAUUGUUGGAAAACAAUAAGCAAACUUACUGGGUCCCUGAUUUUGUCAAGGAUAAGAGGUUUCACAAUUGGUUGGAAAAUGCUAGAGAUUGGGCAAUUAGUCGUAGUAGAUUUUGGGGGACCCCUCUCCCUAUAUGGAUUAGUGAGGAUGAGAAAGAAAUAGUAGUCAUUGAUUCUGUUGCAAAACUUGAAGAACUUUCAGGUGAAAAGGUGUCUGACCUUCAUCGGCACAACAUUGAUCAUAUUACAAUUCAAAGUGAAAGUGGCCGUGUGCUUCGACGUGUUGAUGAUGUGUUUGACUGCUGGUUUGAGAGUGGAUCCAUGCCUUAUGCAUAUAUCCAUUAUCCUUUCGAAAACGUUGAGCUGUUUGAGAAGAAUUUUCCUGGUCAUUUUGUUGCUGAAGGGCUGGAUCAAACCCGUGGUUGGUUUUAUACCCUAAUGGUGCUGUCUACAGCAUUGUUUGGUAAGCCUGCCUUUAGGAAUCUAAUUUGCAAUGGGCUUGUCCUGGCUGAAGAUGGGAAGAAGAUGAGUAAAAGCCUGAAAAAUUAUCCUUCGCCAAUGGACGUUAUUAAUGACUAUGGAGCGGAUGCCCUGCGAUUGUACCUUAUCAACUCUCCGGUUGUGCGUGCUGAGCCACUUCGUUUCAAGAGAGAAGGAGUUUAUGGUGUUGUUAGGGAUGUUUUCCUUCCCUGGUAUAAUGCAUAUAGGUUCCUUGUUCAAAAUGCAAAGAGGCUUGAAGUUGAGGGUCUUGCACCAUUUGUCCCCUUUGAUCAGGCCACACUUCAGAAGUCAUCAAAUGUUCUUGAUCAGUGGAUCAACUCUGCUACACAAAGCCUUGUUCAUUUUGUCCGACAAGAAAUGGAUGGUUACCGCCUUUACACGGUGGUUCCUUAUCUUCUGAAGUUUCUUGAUAACCUUACAAAUAUAUAUGUACGGUUCAACCGUAAGAGACUUAAAGGUCGUACUGGAGAAGAAGACUGCAGGACAGCACUCUCAACUCUUUACAAUGUGCUUUUGUUAUCAUGUAAAGUGAUGGCUCCUUUUACACCUUUUUUCACUGAGGCACUCUAUCAAAAUAUGCGAAAGGCUUGUAUUGGAUCUGAGGAGAGCAUACACUAUUGCAGUUUUCCUAAGGAAGAAGGCAAGAGGGGGGAACGAAUUGAGCAAAGUGUUUCAAGGAUGAUGACAAUAAUUGAUCUUGCCCGAAACAUUCGUGAGCGUCAUAACAAGCCUCUUAAGACUCCACUCAGGGAAAUGGUGAUAGUGCAUCCUGAUGCAGACUUUCUUGAUGAUAUAAAUGGAAAGUUGAGGGAGUAUGUGCUGGAGGAACUCAAUAUACGAUCCCUAGUUCCAUGUAAUGAUACUUUAAAAUAUGCAUCUUUACGUGCUGAGCCUGACUUUAGUGUUUUAGGUAAGCGACUAGGAAAAUCUAUGGGCAUUGUUGCCAAAGAAAUCAAAGCAAUGUCACAGGAACAAAUUUUGGCUUUUGAGAAUGCUGGGGAAGUCACCAUUGCAAAUCACUGUUUGAAACUGUCUGAUAUUAAGGUUCUCCGUGAUUUCAAACGACCUGAUGGUUUAACUGAGAAGGAGGUUGAUGCUGCUGGAGAUGGUGAUGUUUUAGUGAUAUUGGACUUGCGUUUCGAUGAGUCAUUGUUUGCAGCUGGUGCUGCUCGAGAGAUUGUUAACAGAAUUCAGAAGUUACGGAAGAAAGUUGCUCUUGAGCCAACUGAUACAGUGGAGGUUUACUUUGAAUCAUUGGAUGAAGAUAAAUCAAUCUCUCAGAGAGUUUUGCACUCACAGGAGUCCUAUAUCAGAGACGCUAUUGGUUCUCACUUGCUUUCAAACUCUCUGAUGCCUAAUUAUGCAGUUGUCAUCGGUGAAGAGAGUUUCCACGGGAUUUCCAAUAUGUCAUUUAGUAUCACAUUGGCAAGACCUACAUUGAUGUUUAACCAAAAUGCGAUUCGUUCACUGUUUACAGGUGAAGAAAAAUUUACAGACAAUUUACAAACUUACCUGCUAUCUAGAGAUCAUUCAAAUUUGAAAUCUGAGUUUCAAUCCGGAAACGGAAAGAAAUUUGUAGACUCAAUUGAAGGACACCCUGCUGUUGAAGUGGUUCUCGGUGAGCAUGUAUUUCUCAGUGUAGGGGAUUACUACCUUGCGACAAAAUCUGACUAAUUUGGUUCAAGGGAACCCUUUUUGAUCCAUGUAUUUCUCGGUGAGCAUGUAUACUUUUUUGAUAUUUGCAGCAGGUCUGCCUAAUUGUAUUGAGUGGACAAUUGAGGAUCAUUAUUCUUUUUCUGUAUAGAGAAUCUCACGUCUUAUUUAAAGAUGAUAAGUUUCUGAAUGGAAUUCUAGAUGAUAUAAGGGCAAAAUUUUGUAACUUAUUGGUUUA
This is a messenger RNA of Lotus japonicus, 3877 nucleotides long. RefSeq names its product isoleucine--tRNA ligase, cytoplasmic. Lineage: Eukaryota; Viridiplantae; Streptophyta; Magnoliopsida; Fabales; Fabaceae. The transcript is spliced from 27 exons. The record is from RefSeq and is a predicted model, not a curated record. Gene Ontology annotation, molecular function: tRNA binding; isoleucine-tRNA ligase activity; ATP binding. Gene Ontology annotation, biological process: isoleucyl-tRNA aminoacylation. Bases 118 to 3660 code for a protein of 1180 amino acids.